Messenger RNA from Sphenostylis stenocarpa, 774 nucleotides. The record is from the annotation of a GenBank genome assembly. Lineage: Eukaryota; Viridiplantae; Streptophyta; Magnoliopsida; Fabales; Fabaceae.
AUGGCUUUAGAAGACGGGAGUGAGGAGUGGAAAGAAAUGAGCAAGAAAGUGAGAGAAGCAUGUGAGAGUCAUGGUUGCUUCCUCUUGAUGUGUGAUGCGAUCAUCCCCAAGAGUGUGUGUGAAGAGAUGUUUAAUAAUUUGAAAGCUUUAUUUGAUUUGUCUGAAGAAACAAAACAGCAACACAUGAGUCCAAAACCUUACAGGAGCUACAAUGGCAAGAACUCAGUCAUUCCCUUCUGUGAAAGCUUUGGGUUCGAUGAUGUUCCUCUCUCAGCUACUGCUGAAGCCUUCACUAACCUCAUGUGGCCUCAAGGAAACACACCUUUCUGUUUUUCACGAUUGAUCAAGUACAAAGUUCCUGAAAGCAAUAAUGACUCCCAGACUUGUCUUCCACCUCACACAGAUAAUAGUGCUUUAACCAUUUUAUGCCAAAAAGAUGUCCAAGGACUCCAGGUGUUAUCCAAAACAGACAAAUGGAUUGAAUUGGAGAUACCCCCUGAUGGCUUUGUAGUUCUUGUUGGUGAUAUACUCAAGGCAUGGAGCAACGGGAGGCUUCAUGCAGUCACCCACAGAGUGAUGUUGGGAGGAGAGAAAGAGAGAUACUCAUUUGGACUUUUUGCAAUGCCAAAGGAAGAGAUGAACAUUGAGGUGCCCGAUGAGUUAGUGGAUGACAAAGUUCAUCCCUUACGUUACCAUCCCUUCAAUUAUGGAGAGUACUUCAACUACUUUGUUUCAAAUCCCAUAGAAGCUCUUGAAGUGUUUGCAGGUGUUUGA